AUGAACAUUGAGGAUAUAGUGCCUGAGUUAUUUUACGAAAAAAGAGUGUAUUACUGCCAGCGAUGUCUUAACCAUGGACUAGAAGUUAAACGAAAAAACCACAAAGCUGAAUGUACAUAUCGCUACUGUGUCUGUAAUGACUGUCAGAUGGUUGACCGUCGUCGAGAACUGAAUUCUCGUUUGCUACAGUUUGAUAACGUUACUCCGCCAGCAUCCGGUUCUGCAGACCCCGUUUCAAAUGUAACCGCCUUUUUUAACGAUAUUUCUUCUUCACCUCAAACCUCAAAAGGAAAAGAACGUCGGCCAAAUUGUCAGCGUUGUGCACAGCAUUCAGUAAUGGCGAGGCUUAAAGGACACAAACGAUGCUGUCCAUUUAGGGAUUGCUCAUGCGCCAAAUGCCAAGUCGUCCAGGAAAGACAGAAGCUCAUGGCUGAUCAACAAACCUUAGGCUACCAACAGUUGCUGUCGUUUAUCGACCCAACAGCUAUGAUCAAUCCAAGUUUACUUACAGCUAUAUUAGCUGUAUGCCCACAUAACCAAAAUGAUCUCUGA
Messenger RNA from Enterobius vermicularis (human pinworm), 552 nucleotides. The record is from the annotation of a GenBank genome assembly. NCBI's taxonomy places the organism in Eukaryota, Metazoa, Nematoda, Chromadorea, Rhabditida, Oxyuridae.